GGUGUGAUCUCCGCAUCAAGACGGGGUUUGCGAGUUACGUGCGCGCAACAACAAAAAUGUUACAACCAAAGCUCAAUAAAAAACGUGGUCAUUGACGCUCAAGACACGAAGAAUUGUUGGACCUGAAAUGGGUAGGCCUGCCUAUUCGCACUGCAGGUCUGCCAGCAAGCGCAAAAAGUGAGCAAGGAAACUCGCAAGGCGAAGUACAAACACCGCAGAAUACCUGUCUACCUGGAGCUGUCAUCUCUGGCUCAGAGGUUGACGUGUAAUGACCACCCAGUGUUCACGGUCGCCAGUUGCCGUUUUACAUUCUGCCAUACUCAGAUCUGCGCGCUCAUAUGACUUAAAGCAGUUGAGAGUGCCGUGAUACACUUACAAAAAAAAAAAGAAGGAAGAAGUGUUCAGACCUGUCCAUGUUUUGAUACUGUAAAAAGCAUAAUGUAAAAUUUUGUUGUUUUUCUUUCGAAAAGUGAGACGGAAACAGACAAAAAUGAAUAAAGCACUAAUACUUUACGUUCUCAUAGGUAUCUCAGUGAGCUCUGUGAGGUCGUCUAGUCCACCGGCGAACACUGUGAGAGACAGUACGGUGGAUGCCUUUGUGAGGCUCAGGUCUUACGUUCAAAGCCUGCCGGCUCUGACCCACAAGAUACCCCCAUUGCUGGCCCAAGAUGGUAACCUGACGGUCAACCUUUCCUACAAUCCGGCUCAGAUCCUGUACGUGGACGAAGUGACACAGGCCGUGGCUGUCUCCUCCUUCAUUGUCCUAAGCUGGCAAGACGACACUUUGAGAUGGAACCCACACGAUUUCGAAGGAAUCGACAAAGUAAUUCUGAAACCAGACGACAUAUGGACACCUCUGAUCUACCUACUCAACUCCGCCGACUCGACUGAGGAUGUGGUUCGGCUUCCAGAUCCUGAUACUAUCGAGCUCUACGCGAAUGGAAAUUUGCUUGCUUUCUUGGCGCAGAAGAUUGUGUCUUCGUGUUUCUUUGACGUCACGUUUUUCCCAUUUGACGAGCAGAACUGCUCGCUGAUGUUCCAGCCCUUAGGGAGCGGAGCUCGGAUCGCCAUGCAGACUGUGAGCUUCAACCUGCCGCUUUUGGAACUCUUCAGCACUCACAGUAGUUGGACCAUUACCGACACUUCUCAGAGCGUCGUCAUCUGGGAGAACGAGCUCCAGCGAGGCACGAAUGUCGUCAAGGUCACGCUCGCCAUUAAGAGACGCUCCACAUUCUUUGUUAUCAACAUCAUCACACCUAUCAUUGUGACGUCAUUGAUGACGUUACUUGUGUUCUGGAUUCCCCCUGCGUCUGGGGAAAAGAUAACCUUUCUUGUCACCAUGUUCGUGAGCACCACCGUUUUUCUCAACCUGGUUAGCAAUAUGAUGCCGAGAAGCUUCAGCAGCCUUCCCAGAUUCAACCUCUUCCUGGCCAUCCUUGUCUCGGAGAAUUUACUCACAUUUCUAGCAACAUCCUUGGUCCUUAGAUGCUACCGUGCGGAACAAACAGAAGAGAAAGCGAGACGGGAUCGGGAGAAAUACCGGCCUUCAGAUAGUCGGGCUCUCAUGGCAGGAGGAAGUGUUCCUCAGAGCAGAAGGUCAUCUGAGAGGCGCAAAUUGGACAGCGAAGGUGUGGCCACUUUGUCAGAUCCGUUGACGCCAUCGCCAACACCUCAUGACGUCAGUGAAGACGGGAAUCUCUCUGUGGGCUCUAGGGUCUCUCUUGUGCCGAACCUAGUGGCCACUAACAGAUCGUGGUCUUCGAAACGUCUUGAUAAAAUUUUCUUUUUUGUGUUCCUCUGCAUCACGUUGGCCCUGUACUGUCUUUUAUUCAUGUAACUUCUUAUUUGAAGCACUCCUCAUAGCAGAUAAUGUUUGGUUUUUAUUUGAUAUUGCAAAUUGUAUUUUGUUUCCUUUUACUGCGGAAGUGGAGUUCUGG
Aplysia californica (California sea hare) is the source of this 1937-nucleotide messenger RNA. Its product is annotated as acetylcholine receptor subunit beta-type unc-29-like. Gene Ontology annotation, cellular component: membrane; neuron projection; synapse. The coding region runs from base 491 to 1837 and encodes 448 amino acids. NCBI's taxonomy places the organism in Eukaryota, Metazoa, Mollusca, Gastropoda, Aplysiida, Aplysiidae. The transcript has 2 exons. Gene Ontology annotation, molecular function: neurotransmitter receptor activity; transmembrane signaling receptor activity; extracellular ligand-gated monoatomic ion channel activity. Gene Ontology annotation, biological process: monoatomic ion transmembrane transport; signal transduction; regulation of membrane potential. The record is from RefSeq and is a predicted model, not a curated record.